Messenger RNA from Bursaphelenchus okinawaensis, 4129 nucleotides. The record is from the annotation of a GenBank genome assembly. NCBI's taxonomy places the organism in Eukaryota, Metazoa, Nematoda, Chromadorea, Rhabditida, Aphelenchoididae.
AUGGCUACAAAAGAGGAAGAUAAACUACUUGAUGUAUUUUGUAAAGGUUUAUUUUUGUAAGUUACUAUUUACAAAUGAAAAUAAUGAGUUUUGAAAUAUGUUCUAGGAGUUUCUUUUACUUUUUUUUAAAAAGUUUUUACUGUUUUGAUCAAAAGAAGGUUUAACGAUUUGAAGGUAAAUUAACUGGCUUUUUGGAGAGUACUUUAGCAACUUUUAAGACUAAAUUUUUAUUGUACUUUAAAUAUUUGCUUGAACUUGUUGUUUCAGGUUAACUGAAAAAUGCGUCGAUGAAGACAAACAAAUUCGCUUUGUACAUAAGUAAGUUUUUUUCUUUCUAUAUGUUUUUUUGCUUUAGGACAAAGAAUUGUUCAGUUGAAGUACGGUUCAUAAAGGUAUUAGACUUUAUUUGUUUUAGGAUGGUAACAGCGGCAGAACAAGAUGUGAAACCUAAUCUACAACAAGUUUUAAUAAAGAAGAUGCUGUUGCACUUCUUACGAUCGCUUCAAUUCGAUUCAGAUGAAGAACUUGAACUUAUUUUGGAGUUAUGGCACAAAUUCGUACGUUUUUAAUAUUUUUUCAUUACUUUUAGGUAUUAAGCCAAAAGAAUGAAACAACUUUUUGUAAAAAUUAAUGAUUUGAUACAACACAAGUUACACGUUAAGAGCAACAAAAUAUAUUGUUACAGUUUUUAAAUUAAUUUUUUAAAUUAAUUUAUUAAUUUUUUAAAAGGUUGAAUCAAUGUUUUUAGUCGAAAACCAGCCGAAAUCUUGGAGCGUUGACAGUUUUUAAGAAUAUCGAAAAGGAUUACAACGAAUUUUGGCAGUAUUACCGACAUCUUGCAGAGAUUUUAAUUGAACACGGUAAAGAAAAAGAUAUCCCGGCUUUGUUGGAGAAAUGUUGUGAAAAUUGUCGGUUAACAAUGGAUGAAAUCAAGGAAAAGUUUGGGUAUGCUUCUUUUUUGUUUUACAUGUUUUUUUCUUUAUAUUCAUAUUACAUUGCUUGAAAUAAACUAUAAACUUUGUAUUUUAUAAUUUUUUAAUUUUAGGCACAAGUUUGAUUCUAUAUUCCCCAAAGAAGCGGAUACGACAUUACUGUUGAUUCAAAGUGUCAAACAUAACCCUAGGAAGUCAGUUCCAUCGAAGCCUGAAAAAGCUGCUAUUCAUAGACGUAGGUCUAGCUUGUAAGUUACUAUUUAUCUAGUUUAACUUGUUGAAGUUGGGCUUGAGCUCUUUGGUUAUUAUAUUGGGUGUUUGGCUUCUUUUAUGAAAAGUGGUUGGACAUAAAAAUUUAUUAUAAUCAAAUUAUUAUUGUUUAGAGCUCCACCAAAGUUGGAUAUGGUUAUGGAGAAGAGCAUUGAGAAUUCGUUACUAGAAGAUGAUAAAGGAGCUAAAGGAUCAGCUGGCCGAAGCGACUUUUACGAAACUUUACCGGCUUCUCAAACUACUCAAGGUAAUCUUUACAACAAAACUUUGAUGGUGUUUAAAAACAGACAAAAGAAGACUUUACGCUAAACUUAAUAAUUAAUACUUGUGCUUAAUUGACUAAAAACUGAUGAUUUUUCAUUUUUAGUUGUGAAUACCCAAUCGCAGCCUAAGAAAACGGAUGAUUUUUCAAUUUUUUGUGAUCAGCCUAGUCCGAAGCCUCAAAAGGUCAAGUCUCCACCAAAGUUGGCCUGCUCUUCGCCAGCACACAAGAAGCCUAAAACUAGUCUACAAGAUUCGGCUUCAUUCGAAAACUUGAGUGAUGAGAAGGAGAAUGUAAGUACUGUUUUGUAAGAUUAGGGUUUGUAAAGAAAAAUCUUAGUUUGUUAGUGUCAGAUCGAAUUUUAGUUUGAAAUAAAUUUAAAAAAUGAACCAAAAAAUUUAAAAAGUUAAUUUUCAGGACAAGCGAAAGUCCCUAGAUGUAAACAGUCCGACUGUUUGUGGAUUUGGUCGCCCCUCCAACUUCGAUAUGCUCUCAAGUACACCAGAAUCGGCUUCAAAAGCGAAAGGUAACAUGAGUAUCAACCUUCCAACACUAGUGUUUGAUCGAGUCGAAUCACCGUUGGAUUUGAGCAAAGAUGUCAUGAAUUUCAAUACUAAGAAGACAGAAGAAAAGAGAAAGGUAAAAUACGGUUUUUAACUUACCAUAAGGUUUAUACAUAGUUUAAUUUAUUAUACUGAAUGGGUGUUAAAGCAUGUAUAUGGUUUUCUAUGUUAUUUUAGACAAGAUUUGUAAUGAAAUUGUUGUAGACACCAUCCCCUCAUUUGGAAAGUGCACUGAACAAACUAACGUUAUGUGGCCCAGGAAAUUCGGAAGAAGUGUUGGAAAGCACGAUAAAUGCAUCGUACGUUAGCUUUUUAAAGUAUUGUAAAAUAGCUAAAUAUUGGAUCUCAAAAUUCAUUUAUAAUACGUUUCUUUCUGGUUUUUAUGUUUUUUUUGGAUUUUAGGUAAUAAUGUGUCUUGUUUUAGCCUCGAGUUUAAUGGCGACAUCAAUCCAUGGGACGAGAACGCUCGAAUGGAAAUGGUCAGGAAAGCCCAUCUUAUUGUAAACCAACAUGACUUUACAAAAGAGAAAGCCCCCAAAUUCGAUGUGAAUUGUAAAGUAACAUUGGGUGGAGAGAACUUUUUCAUUACUCAGUUACUUGGUCAUGGUGGAUUUGCCAAGGUCUUCAAAGCGGCUAACGAUGAGGACAAGUACUAUGCAAUCAAGGUAAGAAGAUGGGGCUAAUUGUAAGGGUGAAAAAUCACUUAUUACCUAAUUUCUUGUAUAAUAUUUUUUUUGUUUGCGUACCAAGUUUUAUAAUUUUUUAAAUAUUUUUUGUUCAUUUUUUGAAUGGAUUUUUGUGGAUUUUAAAGUUUAAUGUCAAUAUUUUCAGUUUCAAAAGCCUGCCUGUCCAUACGAAGUUCACAUGAUCGCCACUGUAUGCCGAGCAAUGCCAGAGAAAUUGAAGGAAUUUGUAAUGCAAAUCCAAGAUGCUUUUAUCUUCAGAGAUGCGAGUGCCAUUGUCUAUUCGUAUGGUAAACACGGGACCGCUUUGGUGAGUUAUAGCCUUAAAUAAAAAGUUGUGAGUAGAUAUUAUAUUAUAUCACUUUGAAAAAAUAUGUUAUAUCAUAAUAGCAUGAAUGAUAAGUUUGGUAUGUUUUAUAACUAGAAGUCCUAUCAGAAUAUCAUGAUAUACUCACUAACUUUACUUUAUUUACUAAAUCAGCUUGAUAUAUCUUUUUUUGCAUUUUAGGACCUGGCCAACACUUACAAAAAAAGUAAACGAGAAAUGCACGGUGCUGCAGUAAAUGUGAUCGGAAUUCAACUGGCAAAUGUACUGAAAUACAUUCACAAAGCUGAGAUCAUUCAUGCUGAUAUCAAACCUGAUAACUUGUUGUUGUGCACACCGUAAGUUUUUUCAAAUUUUUAAUUUGCAAAUAGUGUUGAUGAUAUCAAGAACUAUAUUGUUAAGGGGUUUUCUGUACUGUGAUGUUGAAGUUCAUCCGUUUCCUGACUUUAAAGCCAUAUUAUUGUUAUAGUUUUAUCAAGUUAAAGUUUUAUCACUAAUGCUAUGUUGUUUUAGUAUCGACGGUCCAAUCGAGAUCGCCACUCUAAUGGAACGGCCAAUAAUAAAACUGAUCGAUUUUGGCAGAGCCAUCGACAUGAAGUACUUCAAAGGAAAAGAGUUCCGCGGCCGUGCCAAAACCAAAGCCUUUGAUUGUUGUGAGAUGAUUGACGGCAGACCAUGGACGUAUCAAACCGACUUCUACGGUUUUGCGGCCAGUUUGUACCUGCUUAUCACGAACAAUUAUAUGGAAGUCACCAAAAUCUGCGAUAAAUACAAGCCUACGGUCGCGAUUAAACGAAGAUUGGUCAAUAGGUUGGUUCUUUGUUAUUGGAUUUAUACAAAUUUUAUUUUUUUCGAUCUUUGAAGUCGAAAAGUUACAUUAACGUUUCAAUAUCUUAACCAUUUUCAGAAACGUAUUCGUCGAGAUCCUAGAGCAAUUCCUUAACAUACCAUCAUGUUCCCGCCUCCCCAACUGGGAUUCGACGAUUCAGUUCAUGAUGACAAACCUAAAAGAAGCCUUCAACGAGGAACCGAUCCCAUUCCGAAACGGAAUCCAGGGCAUGUACGACAUGAUAUCUCAUACCAAAUCCAAUUAA